GAGAGGGGAAAUCCCUGUACCCACUCCUCCCACACCCACGGACUCUAACACUCUGCAACUUCACCCUCAGGAGUGGUCAUGUGACCCGCUGUGGCCAAACACCGCUUUAGCGGGAGGUCAUGUGACCCGGCGUUGCCUUGGGAACCUCAAAGCUAUCGGGCGCCAAACCGCACUUCCGUGUUUGCUUCAGGUCCGUCCUGUCACACUGUCCGGCCAGCGCAAGCAGCGGAGAGAGGAAGGUUCCGGGCGGAAGAGGUUGGAGUGCGGUGUGCCAGGAGGGACAGCAUGUUAUAGAGCCGAGCCUGCUGGUUUCAGGUGGGACAGGUCACUGCUGCCAGUGGAGCCCCCGGGGCAAGUGAGGAGCCUCUGAACAUUUCCCUCAGUCCUGAAAGAGAAAAUAAAGUACCGGCAUUGGGUCGGAGGCCCCAUCGGAUCUGAGAGAUGUCAGACAUGAACCAUACAGAGCAAGAUCACUCCGAGAUCCUAAGCUCCCUGCAGAGCCUUUGGGCCAAGAAAGAUGUUUUACAGAUCCGCCAGGUGGUUGGUCAGCUGAUCUCGACGCUGGAGGAGCCGCUAGUGGCGCUGCUGGACCUGCUGGAGGUCACCAGUACCUGGAAGGGGAAAGGCAACUCGCUGGCGGUUUUAAUUGCUAACGAGUUCCAGCAGUGGCUGAAGGCCAAUCCGGACGCACGGCAGGUAAAGUCCGGCCUGCGGCUGAGGAAGCUCCAGGGCCGCGCGCUGAGCCUGGUCUCGGAAGGGCAACUCUUGGACCUGCUGAGCGACAUGUACCGGAUCGCGGAGGCCGACCGAGCCUUCCUAUUGGGCCAGGUCACCCACCUGCACCGCAGCGGCAAAUACAAAGAGGCAGCCAUUAUGGCCACCAGGCUGGGGCUACAGCCGGAUCUGGACCUGGAAGAGAUGUGCACCCCUCUGCUCUUCAUGGAGAGAUUUAACCUAGUGGAAGCCUAUGUGGCCGAUUAUCGGGAGCUGCAGUGCAGACUGGUGCAGAUGCUGGAUGGUUGGAGCGCCUCCAAUUUUAAUGCCCGGAAAGUGAGCAGGCAGUAUAUAGGCCUCCCCCCUGUCAAACCCGACAAACUGAACAUGAAAACUCUCAGCAGAUUGGCCUUCAAGCUUCUAGAGCGAUAUAACCUCGACCCAGUUCUCUGUACCAACCUGCUAAACCAGCGCCAUUUGGGAACGCUGAAAUAUCUCAUGUAUAAGAGGUUUGUGGAGAAAUCAAUGACCCAUGAAAACUGGACCGAUCACGUGCAGAGCACCGUUGGGCAGAGCCGCUGGUUACAGGAUCAGCUGAUCACCCUAUUAGUCAGAUAUAGUGACUGUGCUACUGCCGGGCGCUGGGCGUUACACUUCGGGCUGCCCAAAGAAACCCUCCCAUUGGCUGUGGCUGACUCAUUGGAAGACCUCAGUAUCCAGGACCAGCUGUCGGCCAAUGAGAAUGUUCCUGAUGAUCCCCAGACCAGGAAGGAACACUUUUACCAGCUCCCAAUUCCCAGGGACAAGAUCCACUUCCUGCGCAGCGCCGGCGACCUGUCAGUCUGCAGGGAACGCGUGCUGAAGGAUGGGCAGGUUGUCGGGGUGGAUAUGGAGUGGAGGCCCAUGUUCGGGGGGCUGGGCAAGCAGACGGUGUCUCUGGUACAGUUGGCGCUGAGGGAGGAGGUGUUCCUGCUGGAUCUGCUGCAGUUAAACGCGCCCGGCGCCGGCGCCAACGGGACCCAGAGAACGAGGGAAGAACUGAUCCGGUUCAUCAAGGAUCUCUUCCUCUGUGCAGCAAUCACAAAACUGAGUUACAGCGUGCUGGGGGAUAUCCAGAAUCUGGAAGCCACCGACCCGGAAUUCCUGGGCCUGGAGAAGCAGACGCGCGGCAUUUUAGAUCUCUACACGGUUCAUAAACAGCUCCAGCGCGUGCCGCACAGACCGCGGGGGAAGAGAGAACCCGUCGACGUCCUUGCAGAUGGGCCGCCAUCGGAGGACGGAUUGGCCCCCCAGUCGGAGAAGGGGCUGAGCCUUCUAGUGAGGGACAUUUUGGGGAAACCGCUGGACAAGACAGAGCAGCUGUCUAACUGGGACAAGAGACCGCUACGGGAGCAGCAGAUCCUCUAUGCAGCCGCUGAUGCUUAUUGCCUGCUGGAGGUGUAUGACGUCCUGCGUCAGGACCCCGCCAGGUUUGGCCUGAACCCCAAUCUCCAGCAGUGCCCCAAGAGCGACUCUAAAGCAAACCCCGAAAAGAGACCGCGUCCGAAGAACCCGGGGGCGCGAAGGCAGAACCUUCCGGAUACGGGCAGCGACACCGGGGCGCAGCCGAUACCCCCCCGCCAGUUCAGCGUCAUUUGCGACAACAUGCUGCAGGGCCUGGGGCGCUACCUGCGCUGCCUCGGGGUGGAUGUGCUCAUGUUGGACAACGACGACGAGCACCGCAAAGCGGCCGAGAUUGCCCGGCGGGAUGGCCGAGUGAUCCUGACAUGUGGAUUGCCCUAUGAGACACUUCGCUCCCAAGUGGGAGAGGGGAAGUGUUUCUCGGUGGACUGCUCGGAGAAAGCCAGAGAACAAGCCAUCAAGGUUCUGACCCAUUUCAACAUCCGCGUGGCGCUGACUGACGUGUUCAGCCGAUGCCAGGUAAGGGAUCCUAUCCACGUGGGGGCACUCUGCGGGCACAGGGUAAAGCCCUCCCUGACCAGGCUCUGGGCCUGACAGCUCCUUUCAGUU
Molecule: messenger RNA, 2724 nt
Organism: Xenopus tropicalis (tropical clawed frog)
Lineage: Eukaryota; Metazoa; Chordata; Amphibia; Anura; Pipidae
Gene: exd3
Product: exonuclease 3'-5' domain containing 3
Exons: 20
Coding region: 442-2709 (755 amino acids)
Molecular function (GO): nucleic acid binding; 3'-5' exonuclease activity
Source: RefSeq, a predicted model, not a curated record